UGGGCCAAUUUGGGCCAAGAAUCACAUUUCUAAAUUCUAACCCAUCUUCGAAGCACAAACAGGCUGCUAACCAGACGAACGACCCAACAAGACACUUCUUGCUGGAAGAACUCUCUGCAACUAUGGAGGGUUUAAGGAAGGGAGUGGAGAGGCCAUGGCGAGUCCUGGAAUUCUACAGCGGCAUCGGCGGGAUGCGGUAUUCCUUGAUGAAAGCAGGUGUGGAUGCAGAGGUCGUCGAAGCCUUCGACAUUAACGACGUCGCAAAUGAUGUUUAUGAACAAAACUUUGGCCACCGUCCGCACCAGGGUAAUAUCCAGACCUUGUCUGCUGCUGACCUUGAUAGCUAUGAGGCAGAUGCUUGGCUUCUGUCGCCUCCAUGCCAACCUUACACGCGCCAAGGUCACCAGAAGGGUUCCAGUGAUGCUAGAGCCUUUUCCUUUCUGAAGAUUCUUGAACUCAUACCACAAAGCUCAAGGCCUCCUGUCAUGCUUUUUGUAGAGAAUGUUGUCGGAUUUGAGACUUCCGAUACGCAUAAAAAGAUGAUUGCAAUUUUGAGAGAAAAUCAUUUUUGCACUCAAGAAUUCAUUUUAAGUCCUUUGCAAUUUGGUGUUCCCUAUUCGCGCCCUCGCUACUUUUGUCUGGCCAAGCGAAUUCCUGUGUCUUUUCAGAAUCCACUAUUCAAUAAUAAACUUCUUCGAACUCCUGGCCCUAUACAUGGGAGUUCUGAAAGCACAGCAACAAUUGGCGAAGCAGACUCACAAGCAUAUUGGGAUAAAUUACAAGAAACUUGUCAGCCUAUAAAAGAUUUUCUGGAAUCGAAGAAUUUUACAAGUGAAGUUGUUUCAGAACAAUGUAGUAUGCGUGGUAAUGUUUCUGAAAGUUCAAAUGUUAUUGAGGAAGAAACUGGAUCUGUCGAUCAUCCUCUAGAUCAGUAUAUAGUCCCAUCAAGUCUUGUACAAAGAUGGGGCAGCGCAAUGGAUAUUGUUUUCCCUGAAUCAAGGCGCUGCUGUUGUUUCACCAAAAGUUACUUCCGAUAUGUGAAGGGCACCGGAUCCCUAUUGGCGACUGCCCCUGGAAAGAUGAAAGAUAAAACAUCAUCUUUGUCGGAGCUUCAGCUUCGAUACUUCACACCAAGAGAGGUUGCCAAUUUACAUUCUUUUCCCGGAAAAUUUCAAUUUCCAGAACAUGUUAGCCUUCGCCAACGCUACGCAUUGCUGGGAAACAGUUUGAGUGUGGGAGUUGUGGCACCCCUAUUCGGCUACCUAUUUGCUCGUCCAUCGGAUUUGUUUGAAUGCAUUACUGCACACUUAUCGUGAGCUCUUCGUGCUGCACCGGAACUUCCUCGCCGGCUGCUUCGAGUAUCAAUUAUUUAACUCAUCUUAUCUGUAUGUUAGUUAAGAAGAAAGGAAUUGUGAUUUGUUUCAGAUUUAGAUUUGAGCAUUUGAUUGUAGGCUUACAAUGUCGUAUGCACAACUCCAUAGAUUUUGAGUAGUUUUUGUGGUGUUUGUUUGUAUGAACCUUUUGUGAGUUUCAGAUAGACGAGAACGAUUAUGUU
This is a messenger RNA of Andrographis paniculata, 1555 nucleotides long. Its product is annotated as tRNA (cytosine(38)-C(5))-methyltransferase 2. NCBI's taxonomy places the organism in Eukaryota, Viridiplantae, Streptophyta, Magnoliopsida, Lamiales, Acanthaceae. The record is from RefSeq and is a predicted model, not a curated record. Gene Ontology annotation, molecular function: methyltransferase activity. Bases 123 to 1316 code for a protein of 397 amino acids. The transcript is spliced from 10 exons.